Messenger RNA from Tripterygium wilfordii, 2415 nucleotides. Its product is annotated as stomatal closure-related actin-binding protein 1-like. The transcript is spliced from 14 exons. The record is from RefSeq and is a predicted model, not a curated record. The coding region runs from base 399 to 1883 and encodes 494 amino acids. Lineage: Eukaryota; Viridiplantae; Streptophyta; Magnoliopsida; Celastrales; Celastraceae. Gene Ontology annotation, biological process: regulation of stomatal movement; actin filament organization. Gene Ontology annotation, molecular function: actin binding.
GGGAGUCUGGGGACCCCGGCAAUGGAGGUUUUUUAGUUUUCAACGGUAAGCGUGACGACUGUCGACUGACCAGACUAUUUUAAUAAUGAGAGGAAAAAAAAAAAUUCAAUUGAAAGUUACAGGGAGACACUUGAGUUCAGAGAGAGUAAAAAACUCAAAAAAGCAGCGAGCACAAAAAGCGUUCAAGGUCGGCUUUGCCUUUCCUUUCCUUUCCUUUUUCAAAAGCAACAACAGCUUCAGCUUCGCCUAUUAUCUCUCUUCUUCUUUCCUUCUGUGUACAAACUACAAUCCAAGUUUCUUCCGUUCGUGCUGAUCCAGAGAAUCGGUCGAUCGUGUAUGCAAAAGGAAGUCGCAUUAUUCAUUUUCCAUAUUUUUGAUAUGGUUCUUAGUUUGGAACAAUGACAAGGGUGACCCGUGAUUUUCGUGACACUAUGCAACGAAAUGCCAUCCCAGCUGUAUCAGCCAAUGUGGCAUUUGCUUCAAGCAGGUUUCCAAACUACAAAAUUGGGGCAAACAAUCAAAUUGUGGAUGCCAAGAAUGACCCCAAAGUACUGUCCAUGAAGGAGGUUGUUGCACGCGAGACUGCACAGCUGCUAGAGCAGCAGGAGCGUCUAUCGGUUCGCGAUCUUGCCAGUAAAUUUGAGAAGGGAUUGGCUGCUGCUGCUAAGUUAUCUGAAGAGGCUAAACUCAGAGAGGCAGCUUCACUUGAGAAACAUGUUCUUUUGAAGAAGCUCAGAGAUGCCUUGGAAACUUUAAAAGGACGUGUUGCUGGUAGAAAUAAAGAUGAUGUGGAGGUGGCAAUUGCAAUGGUCGAAGCUUUAGCGAUUCAAUUGACAGAGAGGGAGGGGGAGUUGAUCCAAGAGAAAUCUGAAGUGAAGAAACUAGCAAAUUUUCUUAAGCAGGCUUCAGUAGAUGCAAAAAAGCUUGUUGAUGAGGAAAGAGCUUUUGCUCGUGCUGAGAUUGAGAGUGCCAGGACAGCAGUUCAAAGAGUUGAAGAUGCCCUUCAGGAACAUGAACAUAUUUCUAGGGCUUCUGGGAAGCAGGAUGUUGAAGAAUUAAUGAAAGAGGUUCAAGAAGCAAGAAGGAUCAAAAUGCUGCAUCAGCCAAGCAAGGUCAUGGACAUGGAGCACGAGCUUCGAGCAUUGAGAGCCCAACUGAUAGAGAAAUCUAAGCGUUCUCUUCAGCUUCAGAGAGAGCUGGCAAUGAGCAAGAGGGGCGUGGACAGGAUGUCCCAAUCAUAUGAACUCGAUGGUUCUGAAGUGUUAGGGUCAUGUUUUCAGAUUAAACCGUCCUCUGGUAAUACUACGGAUCUUUCUAGAUGUUCAAUUCAAUGGUACCGUGUAUCAUCUGAAGGCGGCAAAAAGGAACUUAUAUCAGGAGCAACAAAGCCUGUUUAUGCUCCAGAGCCGUUUGAUGUGGGGCGAAUCCUGCAAGUUGAAAUUAUUUCUAAUGGCCAACAAAUCACAUUGACAACCUGUGGUCCCAUUGAUCCAGCUGCUGGGUUGGGAAGCUAUGUUGAGGCACUUGUCCGGAGACACGAUGUGGAAUUCAAUGUAGUUGUUACUCAGAUGAAUGGUGCGGAUCAUUCCUCAGAAUCUAUUCACAAGUUUCAUGUUGGAAGAAUGAGGAUUAAGCUUUGUAAAGGAAAAACGACAAUUGCCAAAGAGUGCUAUUCCACUUCAAUGCUGCUGUGCGGGGUAAGAGGUGGUGGAAAUGCUGCAGCUCAGGCAUUGUUCUGGCAGGCAAAGAAUAGACUUUCUUUUGUAUUCGCAUUUGAAACAGAGAGAGAAAGGAAUGCAGCCAUUAUGCUUGCCAGAAGAUUUGCUUUCGACUGUAAUAUCAUGCUUGUCGGCCCAGAUGACAGAUCUCCUCUAGGAGCCUAGAUUUUGUAGAAAGUUUCGGUUCCAGCUGCUAAAUACGGACUAUAGUGGACUACUUGGCACUCGGCAGGGUCGACGGUUUUCGAUCUUGAGGAUCACAUUGGGCUGGUAAAGGUGGUGGGAGAUAUUUGUUUGCGGUUUUUGCCUUUUGGUUCAAUUGACAAUUAUGCAGCAGCAGACCUGCUGAUGGGUGCUGUCCGGAUCGCAUGUUUGCACCGUGGAGUCAGAGACCCCUUACUGGCUGAAGUCACCUGCUGUCCGGAUAGGCCUGGGUUCUGUCCGGACAGCAGUUGAUUAUCUGCCUUUUCGGGACAGUUUGUAUAAAUAGAAACUUGUACGGUUCAGUUAAACCCAAUUGAAAGAGGUGUUGGGAAAUAGAGAGAAAACACCUAGAGCGUGAUAGAGAGCUUGAAUCAUUGUAUUUGCUCACUUGUUUUCUACUCCAACAUAAUGAAAUCGGUCUCCUCACUUGUAUCAAUGUUGCUUGGGCCUGUAAUGACUUGCAGAAUUUAAUUUCAGCGCUGUUGUUUUUGUA